Humulus lupulus (European hop) is the source of this 867-nucleotide messenger RNA. RefSeq lists its product as uncharacterized. The record is from RefSeq and is a predicted model, not a curated record. The transcript has a single exon. The coding region runs from base 1 to 867 and encodes 288 amino acids. NCBI's taxonomy places the organism in Eukaryota, Viridiplantae, Streptophyta, Magnoliopsida, Rosales, Cannabaceae.
AUGAGACUUGGUGAGUUUGAAACGGUGGCCUUGAUGGAAGGCUGUAGUGCCAUGUUGAAGAGUAAAAUUCCUUCUAAGUUGAAGGAUCCGAGUAGCUUUACCAUUCCCUGUUCUAUUGGUGGAAGAGAUGUGGGUAGAGCUUUAUGUGAUUUAGGAGCUAGUAUUAACGUAAUGCCUAUGUCUAUUUUCAAGAAGUUGGGAAUUGAAGAAGCAAGGCUAACAACCGUCACUUUGCAAUUGGCGAAUCGUUCUAUGGCUGACCUAGAAGGAAAAAUUGAAGAUGUUCUAGUGCAAGUUGAUAAGUUCAUUUUCCCGGCCGAUUUUAUAAUUCUUGACUAUGAGGCGGAUAGAGAUGUUCCUAUUAUUUUGGGUAGGCCCUUUCUAGCUACCGGGAGGACUUUAAUUGAUGUGCAAAAAGGAGAGCUCACUAUGAGGGUGAAUGACCAACAAGUGACUUUUAAUGUGUUCAAUGCUAUGAAGUUUCCGGAUGAGGUUGAGGAAUGCUCUCUGUUGAGUGUAAUUGAGUCACUUGCAGCUGAAAAGUUCCACCAAGAAGUUUUUAAAGAUGGAAUGGGGGUGAGUUCACUUGAAGAACUUGAAGACUUAAGUGAAGAGGAGGAAACCCAAGUUACAUGGGUAGAAUUACAGCAGCCCUUUACUAAAUUUCGAAGGCCUUUUGAGUCUCUAGACUUGUUAGAAGGGAAUUUCAAGCGUCCUAAGCCCUCUAUUCAAGAGCCACCAAAGUUAGAAUUGAAGCCCUUGCCUAGUCACUUGAAGUAUGCUUAUUUGGGAGAUAACGAGACUUUGCCCGUGAUUAUUUCAACAGUGUUAGGAGCUGAAUAUGAACGUUUUUGCUUGAUGUGUUGA